AUAUCACUGGACUCAAUAUGGCGGACGAACGUGAGAGAAACAUGUUUUAGCUUUUACUGAGAAGAAAGACGCCGAUACCAUUAUAAUACACGCCUAUCAAUUGACUCCUCUCAGAUCUGUGAUCAACACUCAAGCGGUGUGGAUAUGACGCAUUAUAAACCAGGGCACGAUAUUUCUCAAAGGAAACGUACUACCGACGUUUUGAUAGAGGAGCAAAUUGAUUUCCACUCGCUUCUAUUGUCGCCUACACUAUUAAGAGGGUUGAACGAGGCUGGCUUCGAAAAACCCUCUCCUAUACAGCUUAAAGCUAUUCCAUUAGGAAGAUGUGGCUUGGAUCUAAUUGCACAGGCCAAGUCAGGAACAGGCAAGACAUGCGUGUUUAGUGUUAUUGCUCUUGAGAAUGUAAUCACUGAGAGUAAUUGCAUUCAGAUAAUUAUUCUUACACCAACAAGAGAAAUAGCAGUUCAAGUCAAGGAUGUCAUCUGUGCUAUUGGAUGUCAUUAUGAUGGCUUGGCCUGUAAGGUGUUUAUUGGAGGUAUCUCACUUGAGGAAGAUAAAAAAGCUCUCAAGUCAUGUCAUAUUGCUGUCGGUACUCCAGGUCGCGUAAAGUAUCUCAUUGAACAAAAGUAUCUGAAGACGGAGUCUGUGCGGAUGUUUAUACUCGAUGAAGCUGAUAAACUUCUAGAUGAAAGUUUCCAACAGCAAAUAAACUGGAUCUUCUCUGCUUUACCGGAGAACAAACAGAUGAUGGCAUUCUCAGCGACGUACCCUGAGGUUCUGGCUAAUCACCUCAAGAAAUAUAUGACAGAGCCGACAUUUGUCAGGCUAAAUGCUGCAGAUCCUUCCUUACAAGGUAUUAAGCAGUUUUACUCUCUGGUGCGGUUCCAUCCUUUGCCACACAAGACAUUCCAAGAAAAGGUCGAUGGGCUGAUCAAGUUGUUAUCUUCAGUCAACUUUAAUCAAUGUCUAGUAUUUUCCAACUAUCAAAUAAGAGCCAAGAGUUUAUCUGAUACUCUUUGUCGCAAGGGAUGGCCUUCAACAUUUAUAGCUGAUCGGCCAAGUACACCAGAUUUCCACCGGUUUUCGUUGAAUGCUGUUUCUUGUUGUACUGCAGGGAGUCAGACACAGGCCAAGCGGCUAGAAGCCAUGGAAAAGCUUAAGAGCUUUCACUGCCGUAUUCUCAUCUCUACAGACUUGACAGCACGUGGCAUUGAUGCAGAGAAUGUUAACUUGGUUGUCAACAUGGACGUACCUCACAACGGGGAGACGUACCUGCAUAGGAUUGGCAGAGCUGGAAGGUUUGGUACUGAAGGAAUGGCAGUAACAUAUGUCGCCAAUGGCAAGGAAGAAAGGGAACUGCGUGACAUUGAGCGCAGCAUAGAUGUUAAGAUGGAACUACUGCCAGCGCACAUCCCGGACACGCUGCUGCAGUGUAAACGGACAAGUGAAGGGCAGAAUAAUCGUGACACUGUCGAGAUCAGUAUAAUGAAGGUCAAUUCAAACCACAGUAGGGGCUUUGAACCUCCUGAUGUGUUAACAGGAAAGGCAUCAAGACUCGAGAAAUCGCCCGAGGUACAAGAGGCAACAUCGUCUGAAGAAAGUACUUUAGCUUCAGUCGAUGUACCAAACAGUGCAAAUCGUAAAAUGAGCCCGGUUUUGAAGCCUUUAGUUUUCAAUUUGCCUUUGAAAAACAGAAUACAAGGCUCUUCCAUUAAGAGCAGCGACACUAUACUCUCCCCUCCGUCAAAAGAAGCUACGAACUUGCCUUCAGAAGAUACAUACGAAGAAUAUUUGGCGAUGGUAAAUGAAAUGGAAUCGGUAAAUAUAAAACAAGCUAUGGUACAUGGAACUUUGCUGACUUUACAGACUUCAGAUGAGAUCGGACACACUACUUCUGGUACUGCCUUUACGUCUAAAGAAGCUCAAGCCAUGGUCUCGCCGUCGGAGGUAAACACCGAGCAAUAUAACGCAGUUCCAACGACUUUCAAAGGCUGCUCUCCCCUUAGACGAGGCACGUCUUCAGAGAAGCCCAGAGUGUGCCCUGAUCACCACGAGAGCACGAGAACCCAUCAUACUUUACCUUCUGUUGACGAAUUCGAAAAAGACUUCGAAGAGUAUUUGCAGCUAGCGAGCAGUGCUGAGAAUUUACCAGUUGCAGAUACCGCACUACAGAAAAACCAUACAGGUUCGUGUUUGAUGUCGUCCGAUUCCGAGUCUAGUGAGCAUUCGCUAUCGGUUGGCACUGAUGAUGUUAUCUCCGAUACUAGUGAUGGUGAUAGCUUAUAUACUAGUGAGACAUGUAAAACUGACUUACUGAAUACAAAUAACAAUGUCAAUUGGAAGCCUCAGUGCAAUGGCGGCAAUGACUAUGGCCUUUCGAAAGCAUCGGCCAAUCAGCCAAUCCGUGAGUACUGCAGGAUCGAAGAUGGUGGUUUAUUGGAUGAUACGUGUUUACAAGGAAGUAAACAUACACAUAAACAAGAUCACAAGACAAGUUUUGGCAAGAGACAAGCUAAUGUUCUAUCGGUUUCUAGCUUUUGUGAGACUGAACAAACCAGUAAUACUCAUUUCGAUACGUACCAGGAAAAGCGCAACACUUCUCUUCAGUGCAGUGGAGUCCUUGAAGAUGUUAUUCAAAGGGAUAGGUCACCUGGGUAUGGCCUCCCACCGGUAACCCCGAGGUGUGGAAAUCAGUAUCAUGAUGGUUGCGACGGUGCUGGUUUCCCAGGUUUUGGAAGCCAACCUUUUAGCAAACCAGGUAAUUGUGGGGAAUCAAUAGACCAACGUACUAAUAACAAUAGAUCACACAGCUAUGGUCCCCCAAAUCAUGGAAAACAAUAUCAAAAUGGUUACCGAGGCUAUGGUUUCCAAGAAAAUAACCAUGGCUCAAGAGAUCAACUCAAUUAUAGGCUAUUUAUAGACGAACAAAGAUUUAAUAUUGCAGCGAAUUUCCACGGCAGCCAGCCUUAUGGUACUCCAUGGUUAUUUCAUCCCAGUCAUUACACGCCCUUUCCCUGUCCGCAUUAUCAAGGUGGUCCAACAUGCGAGUGUCAGUGUAUGGGUUACACGCCCUUUCCCUGUCCGCAUUAUCAAGGUGGUCCAGCAUGCGAGUGUAAGAGUAUGGGUUACACGCCCUUCGCCUGUCCGCAUUAUCCAGGUGGUCCAGCAUGCAAGUGUCAGUGUAUGGGUCAGCAUCAGCAAUCAUUUCAAGGACAGAAGGACGGUCAAUACCCGAGGCUGGCACAAUGGAAUAAGGCAUGGCAGGAGGCCUAUACGGGACUUACUGGGAUGAUAAAGCAAUUCGCUGCUGCAAAUACUGCGCCGACCUGGGGCUGAUAUGGUUGGAACGAAAAUGGACUCAUUAUCAAACUACUUGAAAAUAAAGUGUACUAAACUGGCGUUACAUGAUUAAGCCAAGAAUACAACAUGUGAAAUCUUUUUAUUUGUGAAUCUCGAUAAAAAAAUACCUCUUCAAAAAUUCCCAUCUAGUAAAAAAAUUGUAUAUGAGAACAUGACACCUCGUUAAAAAUCGUAUGUGAGAAAAAUGAAAAAAAAAAAUUGAUUAUUAAAAUACAAUUUCUUAAAA
Nematostella vectensis (starlet sea anemone) is the source of this 3586-nucleotide messenger RNA. Its product is annotated as probable ATP-dependent RNA helicase DDX20. The record is from RefSeq and is a predicted model, not a curated record. Gene Ontology annotation, cellular component: SMN complex. Lineage: Eukaryota; Metazoa; Cnidaria; Anthozoa; Actiniaria; Edwardsiidae. Bases 145 to 3336 code for a protein of 1063 amino acids. Gene Ontology annotation, molecular function: RNA helicase activity; ATP binding; RNA binding. Gene Ontology annotation, biological process: spliceosomal snRNP assembly. The transcript has 12 exons.